AUGCCAAACUCCUGGAACUUCUUCUUCUUCAAUGCAAAACCUCCCAGCGGCUCAAAGUCCGGCAGACUGUACUUGUUGUCCAGAUUGUUCACCACGAUGUAUUUGGACUUGAUCUUGGUGGGGAUCCGCAUCUUGAGACCAAAGUCUCUUCUCUUGAACGACGCUGGUAGCGACUCCACCACCUGGUGGGUUGGGAACGCGCCAGAGAUGUUUUUCUCCAAAUCGCCGAGCGGCUUUGCCAGUUGCGCCAGCUUGGUGGAUCUGAGAAGUCUAGCCAAAUCGGACAUGUUGGGCAACGGUGAAUUUUUCCAAGCUUUUUUUUUCAUCCUCUUGGUGCAGGCCGGUUACGAACCCGCACACAGGUUCGGCACCGUGUACAAGGGCGUCAACAGAGACACCAAGGAGCUGGUGGCGAUCAAGAUCCUCAACCUGGACACCGCAGAGGAGGAGGUGAAGGACGUCCAACAGGAGAUCCAGUUUCUGUCGCAGCUCAAGACGGUGCCCAACGUGACGCACUACUACGGCUCGUAUUUGAAUGGCCACAAGCUAUGGAUUGUGAUGGAUUAUUGCGGCGGCGGGUCGGUGCGCACGCUGUUGCGGCCGGGCCCGCUAGAAGAGAAAUAUAUCAGCAUUAUAGUAAGAGAGCUGUUGGUGGCUCUCCAAUUUAUCCAUCAGAACGGCGUGAUCCACAGAGACAUCAAGGCGGCGAAUAUUCUGAUCGAGAAAGACGGCCGGAUCAAACUCUGCGACUUUGGCGUGGCUGCACAGCUGACGGCGACGGUGAUGAAAAGAACCACAAUGGUGGGCACUCCGUACUGGAUGGCGCCCGAGGUGAUCAUGGAGGGCGCGAAUUACAACGUGAAUGCGGACAUCUGGUCGUUGGGAAUCACGAUCUACGAAAUGGCCACGGGGAACCCGCCGUACAGCGACAAGGACGCGAUGCGGGCGAUGCAGAUGAUCACACAGCUGGAGCCUCCAAGACUGGAAGGACGGCAGUUUUCGGCGAAUUUGAAAGAAGGCGUGGCCACCUGUUUGGAGGAGAAGCCGGAACUGCGGCCGUCGGCCGAGGAAUUGCAGCGAUCCAAGCUAAUCAAGGCGUACAAAACGCUCUCCACAUCUGUGCUGAAAGAAGUAAUUAGCCGAUAUCUGCUCUGGCGAGACUCGCGGCCGGCGCGCGAGUCGGUGUAUUACGACGACGAGGAGAGCAUCAAUGACGACAACGAGGUCAAGUGGGACUUCGACUCGCUCAAGAGCGCCGAGUACAUGAUGGAGAACGAGAUCAGCGAGGAAAACGUGCCGCGCGCAGAGGCUACGUUCGACCCUUCCUACGCCAUCCCAGAGGCCGUCGAGUACACUAUGAACCCGACCCUGCGCCAUGGGACCAUGCAGACUACGAUGCGGCUUGGCACAAACUCCACGGCCGCUACCACGCUCCGCAACACCGUCAGCACCACCGUUCCGUCCAGCAACACCUCUGCUCCCAAAUCGCUUUUCAAGCUGUUCGAGCAGGAAGAGUCCGACGAGGCCGAGCCAGAACAGCGGCCAGAGCUUCCCGUGCUGCAGAACACGUCGAUUGAGAUCCCCAGCCUGGAUACGGUGUCGCAGCCCGCCAUGGCAGAGACUAGAUCCCGGUCCCAGACCGUCUCGAGACAGGAAGCGUCUCCAAUGCCGACUCAGCUCGAGGAGGCCAAUGUGCACCGGGAAAACACCUCGAGCACCGGCCUGCACAUGCUGGGCAACCGCACGCCGUCUCCGCAGCGGUUCAAGGAGCCUGGACUGGUGCCUUCGCCGCAACGUCUGGGUCCUCCCUCGUUGCCGCACAUGAAGCCGCUGCCGUCGUCAGGCUCGCAACAGCCGCUAUUGCAGCCAAUCAACAGCAAGCUGCCAACCACAGGGAUCCCCUCUGGGCCGCAAACUGCUCCCCCAUUGAGCAACGCAGAGUACCAGGAGAUGAAGCCGGAGGCAGGGUCGCUGUCACGUGCACGGUCGCAGAUCCGGUUGCAGAUGCCUGUACCGAUGCUGCAUACACAGGCGCUCGACGAGAAGCUGGCAGCCGCGUCGCCAGACACCAUGAACCAGUUUGGCGUGAACAUCAACCUGGCCUCGAACCUGCCGCUAGCCAUGACGCCCGUCACGGAGAAGGCCCAUCUGGAGCUGGGAGCCACGCCCGAGCGCGACAGGUCAGACUCUGUGAUCUCUCCACGACAGCCGGGCCGGCUGGGCGGGCUGAGUCUGGACGUGGGAGCCGGAAUGCUCGAGUUUGGCGACAAGAGCGCCAUGACAGAGGAACUAAUGGCACUGUUCGGCAAGUUUGGUGGGGUUCUGGACGCGCUGAUCGGCGAGGUUGAGACCGUCGCACUGAACGAGCGCGCAGACGUGCAAUGA
Molecule: messenger RNA, 2385 nt
Organism: Ogataea philodendri
Lineage: Eukaryota; Fungi; Ascomycota; Pichiomycetes; Pichiales; Pichiaceae
Exons: 3
Coding region: 1-2385 (794 amino acids)
Biological process (GO): protein phosphorylation
Molecular function (GO): ATP binding; protein kinase activity
Source: RefSeq, a predicted model, not a curated record